AUGGCCGCGCUGCUGCUGCUCAUCACAGCCGCGGCCGCCGCCAGCCUCGGUGACCUCACAAGACGGGAGACUGGCGACGUCUUCACUCUUAUCGGCGAUGAAUGCGGUGCAGCACAAUGUGCAGAGCAUGGCGCUGGUGCGACGAACUCGUACGACGCGUCCAUUGCCGGCGGCUGUGCGUGCGCAUGUCCUCAACGAGCGCCACUUUUUAGAGAAGAUAGAGAGCUAUGUGUGGAUGAUCUACCAGAAUGCGCUCUUGCAACUUUUGGCACAGGAAAUGCCAUGCAACGAAUCCCUUUUGUGUUUUUGCCACUGAAGGGCCAAAUCAUUCAUCCUUCCCGGGAAAUAACUUUUCAAAAUGUCAAAACUCCAAUAUGUGCUGUAUCGGGUGCUCAGUUUCUUACAACUAAAGGCUUUUUGGAUCUCCGAAAUACUCUGGAUGCUGACGUACCAUUUAGCCUCUUCAGGGAUGAGGGUCGAACGUUUUUGCAGUGGAGCGGUGAAGACGAUGUUCGCACGCGCAUGUCGGGUCGAGUGAUGGUCGUGAGACUCCUGUGUCGAGAUGUCUCUACCUCUCCUGCAUCACCGCUCGAUCUUCGAGGUGUAUUCACUCCUUGUGUGGCCUUUAGAGUUCAAGGAACUCCACCCAGGCAUGCAACUAAUAUUACUGAAGUGCAAUUCACACCAACAGCUCAUACGUCAGAUACACCACCGUCAACUGGUUUGAGUGCUAGCGAAUACGUAGCUAUAGGCAUAAGCUCCCUCCUACUCGGACUUAUCUACGUAGCCUCAGUUUUCCUGUACCUACAUAUAAGAAAACGGCGGAAAGCAUCUACAGAAGAAAACAGUGCUCGAAGGACCAAAGGGCGGAAAAGAGACGGCACGAUAAUAACUGAAAGAGAUAUACUCAGAAUCAACAAUGAACGAGUUCAAAUUUCAAAUGCUAUGGGAGAGGAGGGUGUCAUUAAAAAGAAUCCACUCCUUACAGUUGGAAGGUCCUUUGAUAAAUCCUACCCAAGUGAUACUUGUAGCAAUUUAUCAGAUUCUGAAGAUAUGCCUGAUAGUAGUUUGAAGAGCGAAGAUAAUGUAUUCAAUAAAAGAACGACAUCUGCAAUAAUUCAUCUGCACAAUGAAGAAUCCUCAAAUCCGUUUGAGAACGUGGAAAUAAAUCACCGGGAUGAGUCUGGAAUAGAACGUCUCCCAGACGAACACGUGUCUAUAGUAGAAACAAUUGAUGAUAGAGAGAUAGCGCGUCCUGUUGGUACAACGAGACGAAAACUAUACUUCAAUCCGGCCUAUUUUGAACCUCACUUCAUGGCUGAUCCUCCAGCAGCAGCAAUAGAAUUUCUCUCUAAAAUACGCGAAGUAAUAUCCAUAGCAAAACAAAAAAUGGCGGCCAAACGUUUUCACCCCAUUUUAAAUGAAAUACCAGAAGAAGAAACUUAUCCUUCUAAUGCUAACAGCAUCGAUCUUUAUCAUGGACUUGGUAGCCAACGGAGUGGAAGUGUAAUAAGUCUCAAACGUGAUAAUGCUAGGCGUCGAUCCUCCGACUGUUUAGGGUGCCCUGGGUGUCAAUCUAAUACUAAUAAUGAUAUACAAAAUAUCAAAAAACACAAAGUUCAAAAUUGUUCGAAUUGCUUAAAUACUAAAGGCGAUAAACAAAGCAGUAUCCGAGAAUGGCUAGAAAACAUACCGAGUGAGAACGACGAACUUGUCGAAGAUUCUGAAACAGACGAUCAAAUACGUAUGCCAAGAUCUUUACAAACUCUACCUGGGGUUGGAAACCGAAAUAAGGUAAAGAAACAACAUAGUUUUUCAGAUAGAUUUUCUAUGUUUUCAAAUAUAUCGAAAAAGUCUACGUCACCAUCCGUAAGAUCUGAGCCUACAUCACGUAAUUGUAGUACGAUAAUGCCACAAGUGAAUGAUGCAUCGGAUAAUAUAAAUCAAAAGAGUAAGUUUACUGAACUCCGAUCAAUUAGUUCAAGAAGCAACGAUUCUGAUAGCCGUAUUAGAAAUAUGACCAAUAACAAUUCUUUACCAGAUAUGGUAAAUGACGCUAUCGCGUUGGAUCAAUUUUCAAAGUCAUAUAAUCAUAAUAGUUCUGACGAAGAACGGUUUACAAUCAAUUCAUCUAAACAUAUUAUAGAUAAUACUUACUUUAAUACCUCGGAAAGUCCUAUAACAAAUGACUACGAAACAGAUAGUUUAGAACGCAAUUCUAAUAAAAAAGACAUUACAACAUCAUCAACACCAAUCGAAUUUCAUGAUAUCCCAUCAUCUCAAGCAAGUCCUAGUUUAAGCACUGCGUUACCUUUAGAAGAAGAACUUACAAUGCGAAAUGCUGUAUAUAAAAGAAACUCUAGUAGUGAUAGCAAUACCCCAUCCCCAGAAGUUGAUUUAUGUAUUAACCAAAACCACUACGAAACUGUCCAUGCUAAAAGCCCGCCCCAAAUUGAAAAUAAAGACGAUAUCGAAAUAAAGGUGCCUUCCUAUAGCUUGGUUACCGAAGUAUAUGUUAAUAACAGUUACAACUUUAGUAGUGCACCUACUUCACCAAGUGGUUCUGAAUGCUCACUAGGUAGCAGAAAACUGGUAACAAUCCCAGACCUUAACGAAAAGCCUGGGUGUUUAACAAUUGAGGUAAAAGAUUCGCCAGAAAAUUACAUUAAAAUUCACGAAUCUGAUGAUUUUGAACCAGAUACUUUGGACCGUAAACAACAAAAGCAUAAAGAAAUAUUUGAAAAUAUGCAGUUCAGUCGCCAGGAUCUUUUGAGAAGUCUUGAUAACCAAAGCACGAAAAGUUGCCAAAGAAUUCAGCUGCGCAGUAGUGGCACGUUUCUGCGUAAUGGUAAAACAGAGCACACUACCAAAUUCAAUAGUUUGAGGUGUGGCUACGACAUAAAGAACUGUCAAGUUCGCCCAAUAAUGUCCCCUAAUAUCUUUACUAACUCUUCUACGCACGAGGAAUCAUCGGACAGAAGUUUAGAAGAUUCAGGCGGUUGGACGUCAGAAGACGGACGAAUACUAACUUUAGAACUAAGACAUUCCAAAAGGCAGCGUCAGUGUACACCACCCACAAUAAAGCAGAAGCAUCUAGCUCGGCCAGAUGUUCUUCCUCCGUUGCCUCCAAUCGAUAAUCCUAUAUAUGAAAAUCCAACAAGCCCUCCCAGAAGAGUUGAAAGUGGUAGAAUUAUUCUGGAUCCGCGGUCAAAAACUGUAUGUGAAAGAAGUCUUAGUCCAAGAGACCAAAAUCCCUCCAUCCAAGAAUCACACGUAUGUACUCGUGAUUUAAUUGAUGCACCAUCUUGUAGUCCUAUGAACAGCUCAUUCCAAUCACACAGCAUAUCAGAAUAUGAUGACAUGAACCAAAGCAGCACGUCUCACAUCUCGAAACCUAAUGAAUACACUAUAUGUUCAACUAGACGGAAUUCAUUAAGAAGCAAUAGCGGAAUAAAUACAAACACUUUUGUCAAAGACCAAAAGUUCGAAAAACCAAAAGUAAGAAGGAAGAAGGGUUUAAGUAUCGAAGAUUCGGGGUAUCUUAGUAGUGAUUCUACGAGCUCAAGACAUUUUCAAAGGAAAAUAGUGAUAGCGAAAAUAGCCAGUUGUAGUGAUAGUGAUGAUACUGGUAAUGAAGCUCGAAGUGAAUCGGGAGCUGAAAGUGUAGAAACACAUUCUGUGUACUUUGGUAGUUUCAGAAACUUACAGCCAAGACCUGAACACAAUACUAUUAAAAGUGUUAGAAAUAAACUAAAAGUUAAAAAUUAA
Pieris macdunnoughi is the source of this 3768-nucleotide messenger RNA. The record is from the annotation of a GenBank genome assembly. NCBI's taxonomy places the organism in Eukaryota, Metazoa, Arthropoda, Insecta, Lepidoptera, Pieridae.